Molecule: messenger RNA, 6634 nt
Organism: Mus musculus (house mouse)
Lineage: Eukaryota; Metazoa; Chordata; Mammalia; Rodentia; Muridae
Gene: Rnf220
Product: ring finger protein 220
Exons: 15
Coding region: 4015-5793 (592 amino acids)
Biological process (GO): positive regulation of signal transduction; positive regulation of transcription by RNA polymerase II; protein monoubiquitination
Cellular component (GO): cytoplasm; nucleus
Molecular function (GO): ubiquitin-protein transferase activity; ubiquitin protein ligase activity; metal ion binding
Source: RefSeq, a predicted model, not a curated record
GCUGACGGCCGAGGGGCUCGCAGCCACCGCGCCCCGGUGACCCGCGGGGCGGGGCGGUGUAGGGCCUCCGGGUCCUAGGACUUUGCUCGAAGGCUGCUGCUUUCAGCCCCUGUCCCCAGGCCGUGUGAGCCUUCAGACCAGAGCUCCCGGGCUUGUGUUUCUUCCAGGACUGGUGCCUCGGUUCCCCAAAGUUAAAUUGUUUUCAAGCGGAGGUUGUUAGGAUCUUUGUACAAAGGCAACAGGGAGCUAGAGGGGUCAGGCCACGGAGUGUGGUGGGUUUGGCUCAGCGCUGACCCCCAAGUUUUUAAUAGGUUUCUCCUUCCCGUCUUCUUUUCUCGUUUUCCCUAAAAGAGUUAUUUUUCUUCUGGGUUGAGGCUCUUCAUCGCUGAAAUCUGCACCCGCACGCUCAGCAUCCCCGCUUCCGCGUGCUCUCGGACCAGUGAGGCUGUCGCGGAUUCGCAUCCGAUGGCCAAGCUAGAACAGGGUCUAGGUCUAAAUGUGCCACCGGCUACCCAGCCAGUUCUCAGGCGUCGGCCCUAACCUGGGAGCUGUAUUAGCAUUAUGCUCCCUGAACCUUUGCAUAUGGUGGUAAAAUUUCUGUUAGGGAGGUGUUUCCACAUACCCGUUGGGCAUGUGUGCGGGGGGGGGGGGGUUCUCUUCAAGCGAAGUCUGUGAACUUAAAAAAAAAUCUUUCCUUCGUUCUUCGAAUACCCCCCGCUAUUCUGGCCCCAUUUCCCAUUGUUCUUUGCUUUUUAAGUUGCCUGUUAAUUUUUUAAAAGUUUAUUUAUGCAAAGGAAAAUAUCGUUUAAUUUGUUCUAUUAUUUUAAGUCAUGGCUUUUGGAAACGAUUCAGAGACCACAAAAAUGUCACCUGUUGUAAUAAGCAGAGAAGCGUUGCGUGUGCAUUUUAAUUGCCAGCAGAGUCCUAGUUUGGUGGGCGCCCUGAGCUCGGCUCUGGGAAAGAGCUUGCUUUGUGGCAGUCAUUUCCAAGUGGGUUUGGCUCUCAACAGCCAGCAGUAGCAGCGACACUGCUUCUUUGCACUGCCAUCCCCAGAGCCGGGGAAGAGGUCCGGACCCUAGGCAGGGGUGGGAAACCGCUCACUCGUUGGGACUUUCUGUCUGGCUUUCGGUUUUUCUACACGAAAGUGGCUAGUUUGCACCAGAGAGCGCGGACCGCUACGCACCAGCCUAGUAUCAGAUAAUUGCACAUUCUAAAAGCCGGCUUCUUCAUUUGUCUUGCUUCUGGCAUGUUUAACCACGCAAUUAGUAAUCUCACUAAUUAUUCAGUUAGCCGACGUUUUGUAACUACUUUGAACCAAGGUCGGGUGUAUGAUUUAAGAAACAAACAAACUCCCACACAGAGAGAACUGAGCCAAACCCAUCACGUCAAGGAUUUGAAAAUUUAAAAACUCGAUAUUUGUUGGUCCCUCUGUCCAACCUCACUGCCUGCUGGACAAUUUAUUUAGCUUCGUGGAUUGAUCCCUCCUCCUUGUUUAGUUAAUUCAACAAAGACUUUUUGCAAUCUGUUUGGAGUUUGUCUGAUGCCGUGGAAAAGUAGCUGAUGAUUUAUUUGGUUGCUUUUCGAUUUCUGUCUUCAGCCCUUCUUUCUCCUCCUUUCAGCAGGGAUGUCAGCUGUUAUUACUUCCUAUUGAUCCCUUUGCAAAGUGAGAAGUGAACUAAAAUUAAUGUCAAUUCCACUGCUCGGAUCAAUAGCUGGAGUUAUUUUAAUCUGGAUUUGCACGAAGUGCUAAAUUAAAAAAAAUCAGCAUAGAGGCAGAAAAGUACCAGUUACUUCCUAUCUGCCCAGUUCUUCACAGUCACCCAAAUGUACCAUCAAGCUGAUUAUCUUACAAUCCAUAUUUUUUUAAUUAAGAGGGUCAGUUAGUUUUCUUAUUUUGGGUUCUGUGUUUAAACCCAUGACAUUUUGACAUUGGGAGUGUAUUAACUAUAGAUUUUCAUAAUGACUGUGGUCUGCUGAAGCCUCAUCUAUACUGUUAAUGUGAGGAGGGGGAAAGAAAGAAAAGGGAAAAGAAAAAACAAAACUCCCCCCCUCCCUUGCAGAGACCAACGCCCACACAGUAGAGUAAAAGAGAUGUGGCCUGGAAAAAUAUUGUUGAUUUAUUUUCAGUAUAAUGAAGUUUUCAAAUGAAUUCGCAGGUUUGAGUGAUUGACCGCGUCCUAUUGGAGUGUCCGGUGCUGUCGCCAGAUCACUAAUUUAUGAAAGUCGUUUAACAUAAUGAGGUGAUCUAGGAAGUAAAGAUGGAAAGUGAAUCCUGGGGACAGUUAUUUGGGGAAGAAGCAUUCCUCCCCCUCACCCCUGGGGUGUCAUGUCUGUCCUUUCCUCCAGCCAGCCUGCUAUACUGAGGCUUGACAGACACGCGGUGUGUUCCUUUCUGUUCUGAAGAGCUGCUUAGACCCCUUGGAACAGCUCUGGACCCACGUUCCAUGUUGUGGGACCAUUAAUCUGACUUGAAAACAGCCAAGAACAGAAUUCCCAGACUUGUCAGGCUAACUGGCUGUCCUUGGCACAACAUUCUCUACCCUGCUAUAACUUGACAGGAAAGUUAUUUAAAAUUUGGAAGAGAGAAAAAUCUGUUAAUGUGAGAUACAUAAUCUGGUAAUUUGGUGUCUAUAAGGAGAGAUGCCAAGUGAGGAAGCUCUGAUGGUGUCCACUCAUCUUCUCAAUUAAUAACAGCCAUUGACAUGUCUGCUACAGGAUGGGAGAAGGAAAUACGCUCCUUGCACUGCACUAAGCUGGGAGGAUUCGUCUGCAGUUUAACUGAGGGUUUUCUAUCUGAGGGACUACCAAAGGUGUCCCACUACAGACAUGGGCUUUUUAAAGGGGGGGGUCAAUUUUAUUUUUGACAUGACUCAAUUUAUAAGUUGUAACAGAUGGAAGUUUGGGUUAUAUUUUUAAGUUCUUUCAGUUUCUACUGAGGCUAUAGAUUUGCAGCUAGUAAGUCUUGGUUCUCAUCUUAUCCUGCCUUUUGAUAAUACAGUUCUUCCCCCCCCCAACCCCCAUUAAAUAUAUUAGAAACUGAAUCAGUACUAUGAAAAUGUACAGCCUAAUUUUAUAAGGGAACCUGAAAGGAGUCUCUUUGAAAUCCAGUUAGUUUUGGGGGGCUUUUAUUGGACAUCAGCUCUGCCUGGGCCAAUAAACGGAGUGAAAUAAGUCAGAGAUUUUUGUUAACAUUUUUUUUUUCUAAAUGUUAAUGGUAAAUCCAAGGCAGUUUACAAAUUUCCUUAGGAGUGACUGUAUUAGUAACUAAAAUUACCAAUCCAUUCUUUGCUGUUCCUGGAAGAGAACAUGUGCCAAAGGUGCUAGUUAUGUUUUUUAAACAUUGUCAGAAGUGCCAGGCAUUCUGUUGAUGAAGGUCCUGGUUUCUUUCAGGAGAGAGCUAGGAAGCCUGUGUAAUUAGAGGGGGCUGUGUGUAAAAAAAAAAAAUUGUUCACAUGGCACUUAUUUCUAGAGAUAGUCUUAGGUGACACAUGAAAAUGUAUGUAUAGAAGAUGUAUGUAUAUGUAUUGGCCAAUGUGUGUGAUUCAGCCACAUGUACAAUUUGUACCAACUAAUAUGUAUGGUCUAGAUGUGUGUGUCAUAGGGACCUGUCAGUAUAAGGAUGAAGAAAGAUAUUAAUAUGGGGCAUCAGUAAGGUAGAGCCUGGUCUCUGUACCUCAAGCCAGAAGCCAGCCAUAAGUGGUGUUUGUAGGUAGAAGCCCUUUAAAAUAUAGAGCUCCCCCCCCCAACACCUAAUCUGCUGGGUGACUUGGCCUUCCAAAGCUCAUUUGCUCAGGGAAUAUUGUAUUUGGAGGUUUUAUGAUUUUUUUUUCUUUGCUGGGCUCAGGCGCAUUUCACCCGGAACGUGUAGGGACCAAAGUCAGCUACGCGUACAUCACAGUCUUCGAAGGGCAUGAUUCCCCAGUAAUAAUCCUCGCCCUGAUCCAAGGUGCAGGUCGCCCUCCCUUCCAGGGAAGACUGCUUCUUGUGUGACACCGGCCAUCGAAAGAGACUCCGAUGGACUUACACCGGGCAGCCUUCAAGAUGGAGAACUCAUCCUAUCUUCCCAACCCUCUGGCGUCCCCAGCACUGAUGGUCUUGGCGUCCACUGCCGAGGCCAGCAGGGAUGCCUCCAUCCCUUGUCAGCAGCCACGACCCUUUGGUGUACCUGUCUCAGUAGACAAGGACGUUCACAUUCCCUUCACCAAUGGCUCCUACACCUUUGCCUCUAUGUACCACCGGCAAGGUGGGGUGCCGGGCACUUUUGCCAAUCGUGAUUUCCCCCCUUCCUUACUACACCUCCACCCCCAGUUUGCUCCCCCAAACCUAGAUUGCACCCCAAUCAGUAUGCUAAAUCACAGUGGUGUGGGGGCAUUCCGUCCCUUCGCUUCCACGGAGGACAGGGAGAGCUAUCAGUCUGCCUUUACUCCAGCCAAGAGACUCAAGAACUGCCAUGACACAGAGUCUCCCCACCUGCGCUUCUCCGAUGCAGAUGGCAAGGAAUAUGACUUUGGGACCCAGCUGCCAUCCAGCUCCCCUGGCUCACUUAAGGUUGAUGAUACUGGGAAGAAGAUCUUUGCUGUGUCUGGCCUCAUCUCUGACCGGGAAACCUCCUCGAGUCCAGAGGAUCGGAAUGACAGAUGUAAGAAGAAAGCAGUAGCGUUGUUUGACAGCCAAGCCCCGCUCUGCCCCAUCUGCCAAGUCCUGCUGAGGCCCAGCGAGUUGCAGGAACAUAUGGAGCAGGAACUGGAACAGCUGGCCCAGCUGCCUGCCAGCAAAAAUUCCCUUCUGAAGGAUGCCAUGGCUCCGGGCACCCCCAAGUCCCUCCUGUUGUCUGCUUCCAUCAAGAGGGAAGGAGACUCUCCAACGGCUUCCCCACACUCUUCUGCCACGGAGGACCUGCACCACUCAGACAGAUACCAGACCUUCCUGCGAGUGCGAGCCAACCGGCAAACCCGACUGAAUGCUCGGAUUGGGAAAAUGAAACGGAGGAAGCAAGAUGAAGGGCAGGUAUGUCCCCUGUGCAGCCGCCCCCUGGCAGGAUCGGAGCAGGAGAUGAGUAGGCAUGUGGAGCACUGCCUGGCUAAGAGGGAAGGCUCCUGCAUGGCUGAAGAUGAUGCUGUGGACAUCGAGCAUGCGGACAGCAACCGCUUUGAGGAAUAUGAGUGGUGUGGGCAGAAGCGGAUACGGGCCACCACACUCCUGGAAGGUGGCUUCCGAGGCUCCGGCUUCGUCAUGUGCAGUGGCAAAGAGAACCCAGACAGUGACGCUGACCUGGAUGUGGAUGGAGAUGACACACUGGAGUAUGGGAAACCACAAUACACGGAGGCUGAUGUCAUCCCGUGCACAGGAGAAGAGCCUGGUGAAGCCAAGGAGAGAGAGGCACUCCGGGGCGCAGUCCUAAAUGGUGGCCCUCCGAGCACCCGCAUCACACCUGAGUUCUCUAAAUGGGCCAGUGAUGAGAUGCCAUCCACCAGCAAUGGUGAAGGCAGCAAGCAGGAGGCCAUGCAGAAGACCUGCAAGAACAGCGACAUUGAGAAAAUCACCGAAGAGUCAGCUGUAACUACAUUUGAGGCUCUGAAGGCUCGGGUCCGGGAGCUUGAACGGCAGCUAUCUCGGGGGGACCGAUACAAAUGCCUCAUCUGCAUGGACUCUUACUCGAUGCCUCUGACGUCGAUCCAGUGUUGGCAUGUGCACUGUGAAGAGUGUUGGCUGCGGACUCUGGGUGCCAAGAAGCUCUGCCCUCAGUGCAACACCAUCACAGCCCCCGGAGACCUGCGGAGGAUCUACUUAUGAGCUAGCUGUCUAGGCAGGCCUUGCCUCGAGCAACGCCCCUGCCCAGCCUCUGUGACAGUGACUCCCUCUCCCCUUGUACAUACUCUCACACAGGUUCCCCUUGUACAUACAUGCACAUACACACCCAAACACACAUAGAGGACUCUGGAGCCGCAGUGGGACAGCCCUGCCUGCUUGUUCUUCUGAACUUGGGGACCAUGCCUCUUUGGGCUCUGCUUCCAGGAUGGUUUGGGAAGCAUAGCAGGGCACGGCUCGGCUCCUGAGAUCCAUCCCCUAGACUGACUGACCGACAGACACACAAACACCAGACUGAAGCACAUGUAAUAUAGACUGUGUAUGUUUACAAUGUUGUGUAUAAAUGGGACACUUUGCCCUCUACCACCUCCCCUUUGGUUGUAUGAUUUUCUUCUUUUUUAAUGACUCCUGGAAGCAGUGCCCCUUCAGAGCUGGCUGGGAGCUUGGCUCAGCCACCUCUUAGGGUGCCUGCCUCUGCCAUGGCAUCCUGUCCCUUUCCCAUGUGCUCGGUGUUCAGUGGUGUAUAUUUCUUCUCCCAGACAUGGGGCGUGUGCCCCAAGGGGUCUGAUCCCCUCCUUAGUCUUAGCUCAUGGGGCGGCUCAUGAGGAGCUGGGGGCAGGGUAGAAUGGGACCGAGCAGGAACAGAGGCUGCAGUUGGGCUGGCUGACUGAGGGUGCCUGGCUGCCCAGCCUGCGGUAGCCGUGCUCCCUGCCCUCCUGUGGCCCUAUGGUGUGAUGCUGUGUCUGUAUCUAUGUGUCUAUACAAAGGUACUUGCCCUUUCCCUUUGUAAACUACAUUUGACAUGGAUUAAAACAGUAUAAACAAG